UCUAAAAUGCUGUAUCUAUGUGUUUUUUUGCAGAUCUUCGCAUUUUUAGCACUAAUGUGUCUUAUCCUAGCCAUUGGCAAUGGCAUCUGGGAGUACGAUAAGGGCUACUACUUCCAGGUCUAUCUGCCCUGGGCAGAAGGUGUCACUUCUGCCCCCUACUCUGCCUUCCUCAUGUUCUGGUCAUAUGUGAUCAUUCUAAACACAGUGGUGCCAAUUUCGCUCUAUGUCAGUGUAGAGAUUAUACGCUUAGGCAACAGCUUCUACAUUGAUUGGGAUCGUAAAAUGUAUUACCCAGUGAACGACACACCGGCCCAGGCUCGUACCACCACACUCAAUGAAGAGCUGGGGCAAAUCAAGUAUAUCUUCUCAGACAAAACAGGAACUCUCACUCAGAAUAUCAUGUGUUUCAACAAGUGCUCCAUCAAUGGGAAAUCCUACGGUGAUGUGUGUGACCUGGCUGGCCAAAGGAUAGAAAUAAAUGAGAACACAGAGAAGGUUGAUUUCUCAUACAACCAGUUAGCCGACCCAAAGUUUGUCUUCUAUGACCACAGCCUGGUUGAAGCAGUGAAGCUGAAUGAUGACGCCACGCACAGAUUCUUCCGGCUGCUCUCACUUUGUCAUACAGUGAUGCCAGAAGAGAAGGAGGAAGGUAACUUGGUGUAUCAGGCCCAAUCUCCUGAUGAGGGAGCCCUUGUGACUGCUGCCAGAAACUUUGGAUUUGUUUUUCGGGCUCGUACACCAGAGACCAUCACAGUGGUGGAAAUGGGAGAAACAAAAACCUACAAGCUGCUGGCUAUUCUUGAUUUCAACAAUGUGCGCAAGCGAAUGUCUGUUAUUGUGCGGAGUCCAGAAGGUGACUUGACUUUGUACUGCAAGGGAGCUGACACCAUUCUUUAUGAAUUGCUUCAUUCAUCCUGUGAUUCUCUCAAAGAGGAGACAACAGAACACCUGAAUGAAUUCGCUGGUGAAGGUUUGAGAACACUUGUUGUGGCCUAUAAAAACUUGGAUGAAAAAUACUUUCAGGACUGGAUCAGGCGUCACCAUGUUGCAAGCACUGCCUUGGAAGGAAGGGAAGAUAAAUUGUCCGAGUUGUAUGAAGAGAUUGAGAAAGAUUUAAUGCUUCUAGGUGCCACAGCGAUUGAGGACAAGUUACAAGACGGAGUCCCACAGACGAUUGAGACUCUUGCCAAAGCCAGCAUUAAGAUAUGGGUUCUCACUGGAGACAAGCAAGAAACGGCAGUGAAUAUUGGUUACUCCUGUAACUUGCUGAAUGAUGACAUGACAGAUGUUUUCAUUAUUGAAGGCAGCACAUCUGAUGACGUACUUAAUGAACUCAGGAAUGCAAGGAAAAAGAUGAAACCAGAGUCCUUUCUGGACACGGAUGAAAUUAACAUUCAGUUUGCAAAAUCUUCAAACAAAGCAAAGCUUCUACCUGAUGAACAAGCAAAUGGGGUUUACGGUCUUGUUAUCAAUGGCCAUAGCCUGGCCUAUGCACUGGAAGGGAAUCUGGAGCUGGAGCUGGUGAGAACAGCCUGCAUGUGCAAAGUGGUGAUCUGCUGCCGGGUGACUCCCCUGCAGAAGGCCCAGGUAGUGGAGCUGGUGAAGAAGUACAAGAAGGCUGUGACCCUGGCGAUCGGAGAUGGAGCCAACGAUGUCAGCAUGAUCAAAACUGCCCACAUUGGGGUUGGCAUCAGUGGCCAGGAGGGGAUGCAGGCGGUCUUGUCCAGUGACUUCUCCUUUGCACAGUUCCGUUACCUCCAGCGCCUGCUCUUGGUCCAUGGCCGGUGGUCUUACAUCCGCAUGUGCAAGUUCCUCAAAUACUUCUUCUAUAAGAAUUUUGCCUUCACAUUAGUGCAUUUCUGGUAUGGCUUCUUCUCCGGUUUCUCAGCGCAGACUGUAUAUGAUGAGUGGUUCAUUACGCUUUACAAUUUGGUAUAUACCUCCCUCCCGGUGCUAGGAAUGAGCCUCUUUGAUCAGGAUGUGGAUGAUCGCUGGAGUAUGCUAUUUCCUCAGCUCUAUGUGCCUGGACAGCAAAACCUCUACUUUAACAAAAUAGUGUUUGUCAGCUGCAUGUUGCAUGGGAUCUACAGUUCCCUUAUCCUCUUCUUUAUCCCUUAUGGGGCAAUGUACAAUACAAUGAGAAGUGAUGGGAAAGCUAUUGCUGACUAUCAAUCCUUUGCGCUCAUGGCCCAGACCUGCCUACUGAUUGUGGUGUCCGUACAGAUUGGCUUGGACACUGCUUACUGGACAGUUGUGAACCAGUUCUUCAUCUGGGGCAGCCUUUCUGUUUACUUUGCCAUCACCUUCACCAUGUACAGUGAUGGCAUGUACCUGAUCUUGACAGCCUCGUUUCCCUUUGUUGGUACGGCUCGAAACACCCUCAGCCAACCAAAUGUGUGGCUAGCCAUCUUCCUCAGCAUCAUCCUCUGUGUGCUGCCUGUAGUUGGCUAUCGUUUCCUGAAGACUCAGUUAAAGCCCACUCCCAGUGAUAAAGUCCUACUCAAGAUCAAAGAAGCUAAGAAGAGGCCACCUCCCCCGUCACCCAAGAGGCGUCUGCGUCGGACCAGUACCCGCCGCUCUGGCUAUGCCUUCUCCCAUCAGCAUGGCUUCGGAGCGCUCAUUAUGUCAGGAAGGAACAUGCGGCCAAAAUCACCUUUUGCUACAACAGGAACGUUCUCACCUAAUAGUGACAAAUACAAACACAAGGGACUGUAAAAA
This is a messenger RNA of Tinamus guttatus (white-throated tinamou), 2718 nucleotides long. Lineage: Eukaryota; Metazoa; Chordata; Aves; Tinamiformes; Tinamidae. The record is from RefSeq and is a predicted model, not a curated record.